Molecule: messenger RNA, 3070 nt
Organism: Salmo salar (Atlantic salmon)
Lineage: Eukaryota; Metazoa; Chordata; Actinopteri; Salmoniformes; Salmonidae
Product: citrate synthase, mitochondrial
Biological process (GO): tricarboxylic acid cycle; citrate metabolic process; carbohydrate metabolic process
Cellular component (GO): mitochondrial matrix
Source: RefSeq, a predicted model, not a curated record
GCAGAUUAUGGCUAUGUACGUCACCCAUACCAUGCCUUUUCCCAGCCAAUCUCCUAUGUUGGCCUGUUCCUCUCUCAACCUUCACCAACCAUCAAACUCGGGAGGGGCACCUUCAACGAGGUCCUGGGGAUUUUUACCAGCACAGUCAGAAUUGACCAACACAAACUCGUCACAUUCACCAUGUCCCUACUGUCCGCCUACAGGUUUACCCCGAAGCUCUUAAAUUCAACGAAGAGCACAGCAUGUCUCUUCGCCGCUUCCAGAAAUGCCACUACAUCAACAAACCUGAGAGAUGUGCUUUCGGAUCUCGUCCCUAAAGAACAGAGUAGGAUUAAGAAUUUCAAAACGCAGUAUGGCAAGACCAACAUCGGCUCAAUCACUGUGGAUAUGAUCUACGGUGGGAUGAGAGGUAUGAAGGGCCUGGUGUAUGAGACCUCAGUGCUGGAUGCAGAUGAGGGAAUUCGUUUCCGUGGCUACAGCAUUCCGGAGUGCCAGCAGCUGUUGCCCAAGGCUCCAGGAGGUGCCGAGCCCCUGCCUGAAGGUCUGUUCUGGCUGCUGGUGACAGGCCAGGUGCCCACAGAGGAACAGGUGAACUGGCUGUCCAAGGAGUGGGCCAAGCGUGCAGCUCUUCCCUCCCACGUGGUCACCAUGCUGGAUAACUUCCCCACCAACCUCCACCCCAUGUCUCAGUUCAGCUCCGCCAUCACAGCUCUGAACAGUGAGAGUAGCUUCGCCCGGGCCUACUCCGAGGGAGUCAACAAGGCCAUGUACUGGGAGUUUGUCUAUGAAGACUCCAUGGAUCUGAUCGCUAAACUGCCAUGCGUUGCGGCCAAGAUUUACCGCAACCUUUACCGCGAGGGCAGCAGCAUCGGCGCCAUCGACUCCAGUCUGGACUGGUCCCACAACUUCACCAACAUGCUGGGCUACAGCGAUGCCACGUUCACUGAGCUCAUGCGCCUGUACCUCACCAUCCACAGUGACCAUGAGGGUGGUAAUGUGAGUGCCCACACCAGCCACUUAGUGGGCAGUGCCCUGUCUGACCCCUACCUGUCCUUCAGCGCAGCUAUGAACGGAUUGGCUGGACCCCUUCAUGGACUGGCUAACCAGGAGGUGCUGGUAUGGUUGACGGCCCUGCAGAAGGAAAUGGGAGGAGAGGUGUCUGACGAGGCCAUGAGAGACUACAUCUGGAACACCCUCAAGUCUGGAAGGGUGGUUCCAGGUUACGGCCAUGCCGUCCUGAGGAAGACAGACCCCAGGUACACCUGCCAACAGGAGUUUGCCUUCAAGCACCUGCCCGAUGACCCCAUGUUCAAACUGGUGCACCAACUCUACAAGAUCGUGCCCAACGUGCUGCUGGAGCAGGGCAAGGCCAAGAACCCCUGGCCCAAUGUGGACGCCCACAGUGGAGUGCUGCUGCAGUACUAUGGGAUGACAGAGAUGAACUACUACACGGUGCUGUUCGGCGUGUCCCGAGCCCUGGGGGUGCUGGCCCAGCUGAUCUGGAGCCGAGCCCUGGGCUUCCCCCUGGAGCGCCCCAAAUCCAUGAGCACGGACGGACUUAUGAACCUGGUGGGGGCCAACAAAUCCGGGUAAAGAUGAAUUAUCGAAGGAGGAGGAUGAGGACAAAGAAUAACAAAAGGGGGGCGGAAUAGGGGAGUUGGAUGCAAAAUAUAUAGUACACUUAUGAAAACAUUAAAGGGCCUUUGCUGGAUUUAGCCGGUUCAAGUCAGUGACACAAAGGUUAUAUUUGUCCUUUCGUUGAGCCAUGGUAGUUGUCUUGAGAUAUUGAAGAUGACUUGGUUUUGUAAAAAAAUCAUGUCCAUUUUUUGGUUCUAAAAUGUGGGGCACUCGCAUUGUCUGACGGAAUUAUCCAAAAUACCAAAACAAAAGACAACACUCCAUGGCAAGCAAGGUCCUUCUGUAAUAUAACCACUCUAAUCUGGCCUAGCAGGUUAGAAUAUGUACAGUGCAAAUGACCAGGGUCGGUAGAUUAGUAAUAGGGUACUGCUGCCCCUUUCAUCACUGGCUGACGUCACACCGCUAUCAAUUAAGGCAGAGUUCACUUAUUACACCUCUACCUCUUUCUGGCAGUAUUCCCCAUGGCACCUCUGGUAAUCAGAAUACUCUGCAGGUUGCUUUGUACAGUGCUUCACAAAUGGCUUUAUCUGUUCUCUUGGGAAGGGAGGUUGUUUUGAAAAGUGAUAGACAAUAUUUUCUAUCAGAUUCGGGUGGGGGGGGAAGAGUGUGAGAAUACAUCUUUUAGACUUUUUCUUCAAGACCUGAGGGCAACCUUAAAACAUCAAUUGAACUCAAUCAAUUCUCUUUUUAUCAGCAAAAUUCAUGUAAUUGAAGAGAUGGCUAGCAUUGACUAAUGGCACACUUGACCCGUUAAAUCAAUGUACUUUUAGAAUUUUUUGUAAAUGUUUGCUUUAGAACGUUUGCUGGUUUUACUACGUCCAACUGAAAUGUCUCAUGUUGCUUAUGAAGCAAGCACACAUCUGAAACACCAUACGAAAUCAUCUAAUGGUUGCGUUAAACUGGAUUGUUAAGAUACAUAUUUGCUUGGUUUAGUUUUAAGGUUGCCCUCCGGUCUAGUGGUGGGGGGGCCUUAUGUGUUUGUAAUAGUCUGUUUCAAUGCAGACCUUAUCCAAUACACUCCAAUUGGGCACAGUGGGCCCAACACCACCCCCUGGGUAUUAAUUUAAUUUGUUUUCAAACAGCCCCCUACACUGUCUUUUCCCAGCUGAUUCCUUCCCACAUAGUAUAUAUGUAUUUUAGGUUUUACAAGUUUGUUCUGAUCCUGUUUUAAUGAAACCUCAGGUUAUUCUGGUUUAAAGAGAAAUACAUCUGAUGUGAAAUCAUUGCAAAGUGAAGGAGGAAUUUGAACUUGAAUGUAGCAGAGUGGGAUUGUACAGUGGAUGUGGGAGAGAAAAUGGAAAACGAAACAAAGUCCAAUAAAUGUUUUUAUUAGCAAUUACUCUUUCGAAUACUCCGAUUGUGGUGUUUAUGUAACUGCAACAACUCAUUUUUUCCUACAAUAGAUAUCCACAAUAAACUGCCUAUCACAACA